Pyrus x bretschneideri (Chinese white pear) is the source of this 957-nucleotide messenger RNA. RefSeq names its product rubredoxin-like. The transcript has a single exon. Gene Ontology annotation, molecular function: iron ion binding; electron transfer activity. Bases 121 to 768 code for a protein of 215 amino acids. Gene Ontology annotation, biological process: alkane catabolic process. NCBI's taxonomy places the organism in Eukaryota, Viridiplantae, Streptophyta, Magnoliopsida, Rosales, Rosaceae. Gene Ontology annotation, cellular component: chloroplast. The record is from RefSeq and is a predicted model, not a curated record.
AUCACAUUCCCAAAUUGACCCUAAUCUUCUCUCUCUACACUUUCUCUCUCUUCUUUCUUGUCACUAACAAAGGAGCUCUGAGAAUUGCGGACAAAACACGGAGAGGAUUUACAGACAUCCAUGGCUUGUGCAACAACAAGACCCACCUUUUCUUUCCAUUUCUCAACCACUUUCCCCCAACAUUCCCACCUAAAACCCAUAACCCAAUCCCUCCUCCCAAAGAUCCAAACAUUUUCACUCUCUCUUACUCAUAUCCCCUCAAAACCCCACAAGUUGUCUGCAAACUCCAUUGAUGUCUCAAAGGAAGACAAAAACUCCAUUGAUGUGUCAAAGGAGGACAAACCCACUUCAGACGAGCCCACAUCGCCCCCUCCAGCCUCCUCCGUAGACCCACCAGAGCCUGUGCCGGAGGAACUCGAAACGACGUUCGACAAGCGGCGGCUGGAGGAGAAGUUUGCGGUGUUGAACACUGGGGUGUACGAAUGCAGGUCUUGUGGGUACAAGUACGACGAGGCGGUGGGUGACCCGUCAUAUCCAGUGCCGCCGGGAUUGCCGUUUGAUAAGUUGCCGGAGGAUUGGAGGUGUCCGACGUGCGGGGCGGCGCAGGGGUUCUUUGUGAGUAAGAGUGUGGAGAUUGCUGGGUUUGCGCAGAACCAGCAGUUCGGGCUGGGUGGGAAUACACUCACUUCUGGGCAGAAGGCUGUGCUCAUAUUUGGGGGACUCUUCCUUUUCUUUGUGCUUUUCUUAUCUGGGUAUUUUCUGCAAUAAUCGAGGAGGUAUGGGGGUUUUUUUCUUUCUAAAUAGUGAAAAUAUAUAAUAAUUCAAUUCGCUUGAAAAUUCUCAGAGGUAUAGUGUCGUUUUGUUUUGUAAGAUUUGUGUAUUGAAUUGUGGCAACAGUGGAGGAAUUGUUCUCUCUUGUUACUUAAUGACAUACAACUCAGAACAAUUGGUAUUCAA